This is a messenger RNA of Scleropages formosus (Asian bonytongue), 1211 nucleotides long. It is a transcript of the gene ccng1, whose product is annotated as cyclin G1. The record is from RefSeq and is a predicted model, not a curated record. The coding region runs from base 250 to 1137 and encodes 295 amino acids. Lineage: Eukaryota; Metazoa; Chordata; Actinopteri; Osteoglossiformes; Osteoglossidae. The transcript has 6 exons.
CUGGGAGAACGUUCUCUGUACGCCAAGGGUACGGGGUGUGCAAAGGGAGGGGAUUUAAAAGGAUUGCUUAAACCUGAAGUUCAUACUUACUUUUAUUUUAUUUUUUUUUCUCGUUUUAUGUCAUUUUAUUUUGUCUGUCGCUAUUUAUAGCUUUAUUACAGUAUCGCUGCACGAGGACGGUGAUUCUUCAGUUGAAAACAUAAAUUUAUAAUAUUUUCCUUCCGAUGCAGUUGUAAUAGACAAGCCAAGAUGAUUGACACGGUGACAGGAGAGGCCUGUGUGCCCUUCGCCAUCCAGCUCAAGGCCCUUCUGGAGCAGGAGAGCCGGUACCAACCUAAGCUGAGUGGCCUCCGGAUCCUCGAAUGUGCCCAUGACAAUGGUCUGAGGAUGACUGCGAAAUUGCGGGACUUUGCAGUGAAAGACCUGCUUUCGCUGACCCGCUUCUUCGGCUUCAGUUCUGAGACAUUCUCCCUUGCUGUGAAUCUACUGGACCGAUUCCUUGCCAUAAUGAAGAUUCAGCCGAAGCACCUGUCCUGUGUUGGACUGUGCUGUUUUUACAUUGCUGUGAAGUCUUCAGAGGAAGAGAGAAAUGUUCCUCUGGCUGGAGACCUGAUACGAAUCAGCCAGAACCGCUUUACAGUGUCUGACAUGAUGCGUAUGGAGAAGAUCAUCUUGGAGAAGUUGUACUGGAAGGUUAAGGCCCCAACAGCUCUGCACUUCCUUCGACUCUACCACUCCUACAUAUGCGAGCUGCUGGUUGCCAAUGAGAAACCUGCUUUUAAUGUUGAGCGGCUAGAAGCACAACUGAAAGCCUGCCACUGUUCCUUUGGAUUUUCUAAAGUAAAGCCCUCUCUGCUUGCUCUGGCCAUUCUGGCAUUAGAAACGCAGGAGCAACAGCUGCAUGAAAUGGCUGAAGUGCUGCAGUCUCUCCAGCAGCAUUCCAAUAUAAAGGAUGGUGAUCUGUUUUGUGUGAGGGAACUGGUUGCAAAGUGCCUGGCUGAGUAUUCUUCCACCAAGUGCUCCAGACCAACUGGCCAAAAAUUGCGAUGGAUCAUCUCUGGCAGGACAGCUAGACAACUGAAACACAGCUACUACAAAAUUGCACACCUUCCAACUAUCCCAGAAGCCACCUGCUAAGGAAAUAGUGGCUAGAAUACAUAGCACUGAAAUUGCAUGGCUUUCCUGAGUGCAGUAGACAGAAAUCAACCCCA